UUGGGCCCGCGGCCCGGCAGCGGGGCGGGGUCCCGGCGCGGCGCGAGCGGCGGCAUGGAGAAGCUGCGGCGGGUGCUGACCGGGCAGGACGACGAGGAGCAGGGGCUGACGGCGCAGGUCCUCGAUGCCUCAACACUCAGCUUUGGUACUCGAGUCAGGUGGUUUGCCAUAUGCUUUGUUGCUGGCAUUGUGUGUUCUAUUCUUGGAACAGCACUGCUAUGGCUCCCAAAGGGAAUCAAACUUUUUGCAUUGUUUUAUACCCUGGGAAAUAUUGCUGCAUUAGCCAGUACGUGUUUCCUGAUGGGGCCACUGAAGCAAUUGAAAGCAAUGUUUGAGCCCAAAAGAUUAAUAGCUACAGUUGUGAUGUUGCUUUUCCUAGUGUUGACUCUGUGUGCUGUGUUCUGGUGGAACAAAAAAGGUUUGGCGGUGUUAUUCUGCAUAUUGCAGUUCUUGGCAAUGACCUGGUAUAGUCUCUCAUAUAUUCCUUUUGCAAGGGAUGCUGUGAUUAAAUGCUUCUCAUCCUGUCUAGGGUAAAUUAAAACCAGGAACCACUCUACACUAUAAAAGCCAACUUUUAUUCUGCUGUGAAUUCUGCUUGGAAAAUUAUACUUUUCCACUCAUGAAAUACCCAGAAACAAUUUAGUAUUUUCCUUGCCUUUUGCAUUUGGGGGAUUAAACAAUUUUUACUAGAAACAGUUUUAAAAAUAAAUUGGGUGAACUAUUUGUGGUUACCCUGGAACUUUGAGGCUUUUUUUAACAAAAAAGUACAUUUAAAUACUUUGCGCAGAGUAGUCUUAAAACUACCUUGCAUCCAGUAACAGUUUAUUCCCCAGUGGAGGCAAGCCACUAUGAUCUGGGCAGUAUGCAUAAAGAUUUAAUUUACAGUUCUGUCUAAAAUUUGCAAUGUGCCAUUUCUGUUUGUAUAUUUUUCAUUGUAUGCUUUUCCAAAGACAGAGUUUUAUAAACGUGGUAAAGAUUUGGUAAGUUAUAAUUAACUGCUCUUUGAAAUGUCUAUACAUGUGCCUUAUGGAAAAAGCUUAAUGAGAAUAUGUGAAAGGUCUGUUUAAAGCCUGUUGGAUUUUAUUAAAAAGCUGUAUUUUAAACGA
This is a messenger RNA of Tyto alba (common barn owl), 1106 nucleotides long. RefSeq names its product SFT2 domain containing 1 (gene SFT2D1). The record is from RefSeq and is a predicted model, not a curated record. Lineage: Eukaryota; Metazoa; Chordata; Aves; Strigiformes; Tytonidae. Gene Ontology annotation, biological process: vesicle-mediated transport. The coding region runs from base 55 to 534 and encodes 159 amino acids. The transcript is spliced from 8 exons. Gene Ontology annotation, cellular component: membrane.